UGAGAGCACAGGCCCUGGGCUCCAUGUGGCCUGGUGCCCAAUCAUUGUUUACCUGCCUCUGGGACUUACGCAAGGCCUUGGAGCUGCCCUGUUCCCUUGGCCCCGCCCUGCUGUCCUCUGUAACUGAAGGAGGGAUCCCUCCUACCCAUGAGCAGGCAUCUGCCAUGGCUGAGCCUCGGGGCCCUGUAGACCAUGGAGUCCAGAUCCGCUUUAUCACAGAGCCAGAGGGGGGUGCAGAGAUGGACACCAUUCGUCGUGGAGUGCGACGCCCUACUAAGGAUGCAAGAGCCAAUACCUACGGGGUUGCCGUGCGCGUGCAGGGCAUUGCUGGGCAGCCCUUUGUGGUGCUUAACAGUGGAGAGAAAGGAAGUGACUCCUUCGGGGUCCAGAUCAAGGGGUCCGACAACCAAGGGGCCCCAGGAACUCUGAGCUCUGAUUCGGAACUCCCUGAGAACCCCUACUCCCAGGUGAAGGGGUUUCCCGCCUCCUCGCAGGGCAGCACGUCUGAUGAGGAGCCUGGGUCCUACUGGAAUGGAAGACUACCCCGAUCCCAGUCCCAGGCCUCCCUGGCAGGCCCUAUCCCUAUGGACUCGAGCAACAGGAGCAGCAGCUUGCUGGAACUGGCACCCAAAGAGACUUCCCCAGACAGCACCAUCGACACUGCUCCCUUGUCUUCAGUGGACUCCCUCAUCAACAAAUUUGACAGUCAAGUUGGGGGCCAGACCCGGGGACGCACGGGCCGUCGUACUCGGACACUGCCCCAUGAACAGCGCAAACGGAGCCAGAGCCUGGACAGCCGGCUCCCACAGGACCCCCUGGAAGAACGGGAGCGCCAGUCCCCCGACCACUGGACUCCUAGCGCAAAGUAUGACAAUCAUGUGGGCAGCCUGAAACAGCCCUCCCAGAGCCCGAGCCCCGUGCGGGGCCUUAGCCAUCCCCAUCCUGCCCAGGACUGGGUCAUUCAGAGUUUUGAGGAGCCACAGGAGAAAGCACGGGAUCCCACCAUGCUGCAGUUCAAAUCGACUCCGGACCUUCUCCGAGACCAGCAGGAGACGGCCCCACCAGGGAGUGUAGACCACGUGAAGGCCACCAUCUAUGGCAUCCUCAAGGAGGGAAGCUCAGAGAGUGAAGCCUCUGUUAGGAGGAAGGUUAGUUUGGUUCUGGAGCAGAUGGCGCCUCUGGCGCAGAUGGUUCCUCCUGAUUCGACUAAGACCAUAGCAGGGCAGAGUGAAGUCACCCGGAAAGUGGAGGAGCUGCAGAAAAAACUGGAGGAAGAGGUGAAGAAGCGACAGAAGCUGGAGCCGUCCCGGGUUAGACUGGAGCGGCAGCUGGAGGAGAAGGCGGAGGAGUGUGACCGGCUGCAGGACCUGCUGGAGAGGAAGAAGGGGGACGCCCAGCAGAGCACCAAGGAGCUCCAGAACAUGAAGCUGCUCCUGGACCAGGGUGACAGGUUACGGCACGGACUGGAGACCCAGGUGAUGGAGCUGCAGAACAAGCUGAAGCAGGGUCAGGAUUCUGAACCUGCCAAGGAGGUGCUGCUGAAGGAAUUGUUAGAGACCCGGGAGCUUCUGGAAGAGGUCUUAGAGGGGAAACAGCGGGUGGAGGAGCAGCUGAGGCUGCGGGAACGGGAGCUGACGGCCCUGAAGGGGGCCCUGAAGGAAGAGGUGGCCUCGCGUGACCAGGAGGUGGAGCAGGUCCGCCAGCAGUACCAGCGAGACACGGAGCAGCUUCGCAGGAGCAUGCAAGAUGCCACCCAGGACCACGCAGUGUUGGAGGCCGAGAGGCAGAAGAUGUCAGCCCUGGUACGGGGUCUGCAGAGGGAACUGGAGGAGACCUCAGAGGAGACCGAACACUGGCAGAGCAUGUUCCAGAAGAACAAGGAGGAGCUUAGAGCCACCAAGCAGGAACUCCUGCAGCUGCGGAUGGAGAAGGAGGAGAUGGAAGAGGAGCUUGGGGAGAAGGUGGAGGUCUUGCAGAGGGAAGUGGAGCAUGCUCGAGCCAGUACCAGAGAUAAUCUCCAACUUGAGGAGCUCAAGAAGGAGCUUCGCUGGGCCCAGGAUGAGCUCCAGGAGCUGCGAGCGCAGCGGCAGAACCAGGAGGCGGCUGGGCGGCACCACGACCAGGAGCUGGCGAAGCAGCUGGCGGUCCUGAGGGUCGAGGCCGACCGAGUCCGAGAGCUGGAACAGCAGAACGUCCAGCUGCAGAAGACCGUGCAGCAACUGACACGGGACUGUGAAGAGGCUUCCAAGGCCAAGGUGGCGGCGGAGGCCGAGACCGCGGUGCUGGGGCAGCGGCGGGCAGCCGUGGAGACCUCGCUGCGGGAGACCCAGGAGCAGAACGACGAAUUCCGCAGGCGCAUCCUGGGUCUGGAGCAGCAGCUGAAGGAAGCCCACGGCCUGGCCGAGGGUGGGGAGGCGGUGGAGGCGCGGCUCAGGGACCGGGUGCAGCGCCUGGAGGCAGAGAAACUCCGGCUCCAGGAGGCUCUGAAUGAAGUUCAGGAGGAGGAGGGGAGCUUGGUAGCAGCCAAGCGGGCUUUGGAGGUCCGGCUGGAGGAGGCCCAGAGAGGGCUGGCCCGCCUGGGGCAGGAGCAGCAAGCCCUGAGCCGGGCCCUGGAGGAGGAGGGGAAGCAGCGGGAGGUACUGCGGAGGAGCAAGGCAGAACUGGAGGAGCAAAAGCGUUUGCUGGACAGAACUGUGGACAGACUCAACAAGGAGCUGGAACAGAUUGGGGAUGACUCCAAGCAAGCCCUGAAGCAGCUCCAGGCCCAGUUGGAGGACUACAAGGAAAAGGCCCGCCGGGAAGUGGCAGAUGCCCAGCGCCAGGCGAAGGACUGGGCCAGUGAGGCUGAGAAGACCUCUGGGGGGCUGAGCCGGCUCCAGGAUGAGAUCCAGAGGCUGCGGCAGGCCCUGCAGGCCUCCCAGGCUGAGCGGGAUACUGCGCUACUGGAUAAAGAACUUCUGGUCCAGCGGCUGCAGGGCCUGGAGCAAGAGGCAGAGAACAAGAAACGCUCCCAGGAUGACAGGAUCAGGCAACUGAAAAACCUUGAGGAGAAAGCCUCUCGCCUGGAAGCCGAGUUAGACGAGGAGAAGAACACUGUGGAGCUGCUGUCAGACCGCGUGAACCGUGGCCGGGACCAGGUGGAUCAGCUGAGGGCAGAGCUCAUGCAGGAGAGGUCUGCUCGGCAGGACUUGGAGUGCGACAAGAUCUCCCUGGAGAGACAGAACAAGGACUUGAAGACCCGAUUGACCAACUUAGAAGGCUUCCAGAAGCCCAGUGCCAGUUUCUCUCAGCUUGAGUCCCAAAAUCAGAUGUUGCAGGAGCGGCUCCAAGCUGAAGAGAGGGAGAAGACUGUUCUGCAGUCUACCAACCGGAAACUGGAAAGGAGAGUUAAAGAGUUGUCUAUCCAAAUUGAUGAUGAGCGGCAGCAUGUCAAUGACCAGAAAGACCAGUUAAGCCUGAGGGUGAAGGCUCUGAAGAGGCAGGUGGAUGAAGCAGAAGAAGAGAUUGAGCGACUGGAUGGCCUGAGGAAGAAAGCACAGCGUGAGCUAGAGGAACAGCAUGAGGUCAAUGAACAGCUCCAGGCCCGGAUCAAAUCCCUGGAGAAAGACGCCUGGCGCAAAACUUCCCGUUCAGCGGCUGAGUCGACCCUCAAACACGAGGGACUGAGCUCAGAUGAGGAAUUUGACGGUGUCUACGACCCCUCAUCCAUUGCAUCACUGCUCACGGAGAGCAACCUGCAAACCAGCUCCUGUUAACUCGUGGUCUUCAAGGGUCCAGAAACAGGCUCAAGGCCUACCCCAGCCAGCCCCGCUCUGCCCUGCUCUGCCCUGCUCUGCCCUGCCGGCCUUGGAUUCAUCUUUCCUGUGGGUGACCCACUUACUCAGACCUAAGACAGGGAUGGGUCCAAGUGAUGGUGAUAAAAAAAGACAUCAGAAUGAGCUGAUGGAUGAACUUGGCCUUUCCAUUGGAGAAGUGGAUAUUUUAGGCCUGUAAAGUCCUUCUCUUAGAUGCUGACUCUUCCUUCAUCUCUCUAUAGUGGAAGGAUAGUCAGCAUACAGACUGAGAGAGACUGAGAAGGGAAGGAAAGGGUAGAAAUUGCCAUGUAUGAAGCUUUGUUUCUUUAGCCAUUAGCCCUAUGGCUCAGGGAAAUACCCUAUGCUAUUCUGCAACCUAGUUUUCUCCCACUCUGGAGCAGGGUGAGGGGAACAUUAUGGGUAAUGAGCACGCAGGCGUGACUCUACCCACUUCUCAAAUGCUUCUCUUUGCACAGUCGUGGGGCCCAUGUGGUUGUCCCAUCCAUUUCCAAUUCCUAUAUUUUUUUGUCUUCAAGCCAAUGGGUCCAGGGGACCCUUCAGCCUCUCCCCUUCCAUCUUCACCCUUCUUACCUUGUUUCUUUCCUCUCAGUGCCUUAGCCAUGGUGAGGAGAUAAGUAUGCUCUUCUUGCCUUUUAUUCCUGUACACUCAGACCUCUCCCAAAACCAUCCUUUUCCCAUCUGGGACCCUCAUCCUGCCCUGCUUCCUCAGUGACUGGUCAAAAGCUACUGGCUGCUCUACUGGUGAGCCCUGGGUAAGGGACUUUGGUAGGGCCAUAAUAAGGUGGUGGAGGCCUGGUUCUGCUCAGGGUUUCCAUCCUCCUUUGUCUCCCUCCUCUGAGACUAUGGUGGUUAGAAAGUGGUUGAACCUGGGAGCCCUAACAACUGUGUGUACAAGUUUAAAAGCAAAGGUCUCAGUUCCUGUGGCCUUCCUUGUGGUUUCUCUGACUAGGGAUGUCCAACCUCAGUGGGGAACCAAGGGAUCCUUAUUUAUUCAAGAACUGGGCCCUUAUUUAGGGUUUCCCCUGGAUUUAGAAGCUGACUCUUGGUACAGAUCAGAAGAUGUGAUGGGUUUUAUAUUCCUCUUUUGGAUUUUGGGGAGAGCCAGUCCCUGGUGGGGAGGCCGUAAGGGGGAUGAUUCACCUCUUAUUUCCAAAGCAGGUUCUGUAGGGAGCCUUGUGAGCCUGUGGAAGAAGGCUGUUCUCACCAAUGACUUGUAAUUUCAUGAUUAAAAAAAAUUCCUAUAUUCUGCAAAUCAGACAUUUUCUCCUAAUCCAAUCCAGCCUUGUUUUUAUUUUUAAAUUAAAUAUUAAGAUUAUAUAGCUA
Messenger RNA from Marmota monax (woodchuck), 5138 nucleotides. It is a transcript of the gene Cgn, whose product is annotated as cingulin. Bases 24 to 3755 code for a protein of 1243 amino acids. Gene Ontology annotation, cellular component: myosin complex. The transcript has 21 exons. The record is from RefSeq and is a predicted model, not a curated record. NCBI's taxonomy places the organism in Eukaryota, Metazoa, Chordata, Mammalia, Rodentia, Sciuridae.